AGUAACCCUCGGCGGCGUCUCAGGGAGGCAGAAUCACAAGAUGGGUUUGUUGUCCAUUUUACGGAAACUGAAGAGCACCCCAGAUCAGGAGGUGAGGAUAUUGCUUCUAGGACUGGACAAUGGGGGAAAGACGACCUUACUGAAACAGCUAGCAUCUGAAGACAUCACUCAUAUCACUCCAACACAGGGUUUCAAUAUCAAGAGCGUCCAAUCACAAGGAUUCAAAUUAAAUGUGUGGGAUAUUGGUGGUCAGCGAAAGAUCAGGCCCUACUGGAGAAACUACUUUGAAAACACAGAUGUACUGAUUUAUGUCAUUGAUAGUGCAGACCGCAAACGAUUCGAGGAAACGGGACAGGAGCUGGCUGAGUUACUUGAUGAAGAGAAGCUCAGCGGUGUCCCGGUCCUGGUGUUUGCUAAUAAGCAGGAUUUGCUCACAGCAGCCCCUGCGUCUGAAAUAGCAGAAGGAUUGAAUUUGCACACUAUCAGAGACAGAGUGUGGCAGAUUCAGUCCUGUUCCGCCCUCACAGGAGAGGGAGUCCAGGAUGGCAUGAACUGGGUCUGCAAGAGUGUGAACGCUAAGAGGAAAUAGUUUUCUGUUACCGUGGCUUUCGUUUCUGGACACGCAGAGGGAAUGGUGAAGUCUACGAGGGAUUGUCAGUAGGUGUAGGAAAUGAAGGCACCCCUUCAAAACUAUUUAAGUUUAACUUUCCUUUUUUUUUUAAAAUGGGCCUACUAUGGUCCUGUAUACAUACAAUGAGUUAAUAGCAUGCUUUCACUAGUCUUUCAAUAGCGACAGUUCACCCGGUGAUAAAAUUAGCUGUUAAUAUACCUACCCACAGACUUUUUCUUCAGUAGAACAUUAAAAAGAUGAUUUUUUAGAUGAAUCUGUGGUUGUUUGUGGUUUAUAAAAUGCAAGUCAAUGGUUACUGCACUGCAAAAAAUGCUUUUCUUAGAUUUUUUUUGUCUGGUUUUUAGUCUAAAUAUCAAAAAAUUCCUAUAUCAAGAAGCACUUUCUAAACAAGCAAAACAUAUUGUCUUGUUUAAAGAAAUAAAAACGCAAAAAUUGUGUCAGUUUUUCCUUUAAAACAAGCUAAAUAAUCUGCCAAUUGGAUUAGCAAAAUAAUCUUAUGUCGAAAAGAAAAACAAGAUUAUUUUGCUUACCCCAUUGGCAGAUUAUUUUGCUUGUUUUAAGAAAAAACUCACUUAAUUUUGGCAUGUUAUUACUAAGAAAAGCAUAUUUUGCAGUGUGCCAUCCUAAAUAAAAAUAAAAAAUAAGUGGCACUUGAAGAUACUGUAAGGUCUUAUGUAGCAAAGUGAUCAGACUACACAAGAAACUGAACAUUAUUUACAAGAUUAAAACCUUGUGGUAGAUUGAUUGUUUCACAUCAUAGUACUUCAAUGCAUCUUCAAAAGCCAUGCAUAUGUUUAAUUUUAUCUGUACUUGCCUUUUGACUAAUCAAGUACCACAUUUUUCAGCUAAAAUUCCCCCUUCAUCCUGCAUUAUCUCAUUGUGUGUAAUUUACCAGCUGUUUUUGGGUGAACUGCCGCUUGAAACUCUGAAUUAGGAAGUACGUCCAUGUGAUUCGCAUUGAUUUGACUGCUUUUCUUUAGUUCACACGUGUCAAAGCCAGAUCCUGGAGGGCCGCAGCCCUGCACAGUUUAAUUCCAACCUUGCUUCAACAUACUUAUAGGUUUCAAACCAUCCUGAAGAACUCAAUUAGUUUGAUCAGGUGUGUUUAAUAAGGGUUGGAACUAAACUGUGCAAAGUUUCGACCCUACAGGAACUGGCUUUGACACCUGUGCUUUAGUUCAUUUCAGAUCUUAAUCACUCUGCCUUCAUUUCUUGAGAUGAGUGACUUGCGUUUUUAUAAUGAAUGUUAGUUAUUUAGAGGAUUUUGUUACUGAGAUAUUUCUAGAAGUGACAGCCUAUAUCAUUCAGUUCAACUGCUGUCUUUUCAUACUUGCUCGCUGACAUAAAACUCCAUCUCAUGUCAUAUAUACAUAUAUAUUUUUUAGAUUUUCCUGAGAGUAAUGAAUUACGAGAUACAGAUUAUUCUACCAAAUGCAACGUAUCAAAAACAUCAGUUUGUCCAAAAGAAAAGGGGGACCAUUGGUAGGGUAGGAAAUGUGUUUUUGAUAUUACUAUGUAAAUAAAUGUUCCACAUAGCAAAUUAUUUUCUGCACAUAUAAGUAAAUUUUACAAAUCCAGGAUUUCUUAGAGCUCUAUAUUGAGAUGGCCUGUACAGCUGUAAUCUAAACACUACAAAAAGGUAAAAGUCUAUUGUCGUCACAUCGAGAUUGUUUCUGUAGUGUCUCUGAAUGUCAUGAUGUGUGUGAAAUUACUGAAGCAUAUUGAGUAAAACACUGAAACCAUG
This is a messenger RNA of Danio rerio (zebrafish), 2375 nucleotides long. RefSeq names its product ARF like GTPase 3b (gene arl3b). Gene Ontology annotation, cellular component: Golgi membrane; cilium; cytoplasm. Gene Ontology annotation, molecular function: GTP binding; GTPase activity. Lineage: Eukaryota; Metazoa; Chordata; Actinopteri; Cypriniformes; Danionidae. The record is from RefSeq and is marked provisional.